AUGACUUCAUCAAAUGUUAGUAUACCAUCAACGUUUGCCGAUGCAUUUGGAUUUGAUGAUAAUAGCUCAAAAAUGGCCAGUUUUCCUGCGAUCACAAAUGGCAAUAUAAAACAUAUAUCUGAUCCAUUCAGCAAUCAUUACGAUCAAAAUACACCGACUACUCCUGCCGAUAUUGACCCGUUCGGUGUAUCUGGUAAUAUCAAACUCUCUGCCUCUUCGCAAAAAUUUGAUGACUCGCCAUUUACAGUAGAUAAUUUUGCAACAGUUACUAACGAUGAGAAAACGAAGGAAAAUGAUGAAGAAUCUAUUCGUCCUCGUAAUGGAAAGGAAGCAUUAUUAUCCACUAAUUGGGCCGCAUAUCAGCAAUCCUUAUCCGCUCGUAGUCAAGAAUCAAUGCUAAAUACUCUAGAUAAACAAACAGAUGUCAUCACGAAUAUAUCUUUAGAUCCAUCUCAAUUUCAGCAACAACAGCAGUUCAAACAUACGUCAAAUGGAAUACCGUCUCUGCAACAACAACUUUUAUCGUCAGAUAUGUUUGGCAUACCCCAGUCAAGGAGUAUUAAUCUAAUGAAUCCGUUUCUUGUGCCAACAACUGUAACAUCGACAGAAAAUACAAAUCAAAUUUCACCCAUUGACUUAUUGUUUGAUCUCAAUGUCGACCCUGGUACUUUAGCAGGUAAAAGCAAUGUAGAUACGGUUUCAAGUCAAGUUCAAUCGUCGUAUGAUUUACUUGGAUUAAAUCAUCCUCAUCAAGAACAACAAUCAAAAGUUCUCAAAAGUGAUAGUUUAAAUAACUUAACAAAUACAUCAUCUUCCGUACCGAAAACAAUAGCAUCAGCAUCGUCUUUAAAAAAUUUAGUACAACCAUCAAAACACCAGCAACCGUCAUCACUCACAUUGUUACAUUUAGACACGUCAAAUACAUCAUUAACAUCAGGGAAUGCCGCUACACCUUUCGAUGAUAAAUUUCUUGAUUGGAUAACAGAAUCAGAUGAUCUCAUGUGUUCAGUAGAUCCAAAAUUACUUGGUUCGUCGAAAAAAGUGGAUAUUAACAUGGUAAAAUCAACAGAAGAUUUAUUGGGUUCAAUACACAAACCUAUCCCAACGGUAACCUCUAGUCUGCCACCACAACAACAGCCUCUUUCGACAUUAAAAGAAUCCCCAUUUGAACUUGGUUUACCCACAAUACCACCUACAACUGUUGCUCUUCGACGUCCAUCACUUGAAAAUUUACCCAAAAUUCUGAUACAUGAAGCGACAAACGAGAUGGAUGACAGCAAUGUUGUACCUGAUGAUUAUUUUGCUGCAAAUAAAGAAUCAUCACGUUUAAGUAAAACUAUCCCUAUUAAAAAACCAACAGUGAGUGAUGAAUCUGAAGACGAUGAUGAAGAUUUACCAAAACAAAUGAUUUUUUCAAUUGAUGAAAAACAUAAACAAAAUUUAACUACAUCAUCUGUGGGUCCUAUCCCUUUACUUCCGCCACCGCCAUCUCCAUCACAAAUGAAAAAGGAUAUGGUGAUCAGUAUGACUCAUAAUAACAAAAAAUCAAAAACUGCGGCAAGUAGUCGCGAUGCCAGCUCAUCAUCAUCACCUGCCGAGAAUGAGGAAGAUGAUAAUGAUCCUUUGUCAAUGUUUCGUACAAAAUCAUUAAAAAAUAGAAAAACAGAUGUUCUACAAAAAACAUCCAUUGAUUUAAUUAACGAUUGGUUUACUGAUGAUAAUGACACGAAAACGGAAGAGAGACAAAUAUCUAUACCACAAACUGACAAGGUGCCAACAUCGCCCACAUCACCACCGCCCAUUUAUCUUUAUGAAGAAGAUGAUGGUUUGCCAUUAGAACCAUAUCACAACGAUAUAAAUGAAUUACAAUUACAGCAAUUAAACGGUUGGUUACUCUAUGUUCGUACACCAUUGAGACAAAAAGAUUUGUAUAAAAGUACAUUCCAACGUAUUAGUGAAACGCGUGCAUGGCAAGAAUGUUAUGUUCGAAUAUGUUCAGAUGAAAACAAAUUACGUUUAUAUUUACCGCAAACUAUUGAACAACCAUUUGCUGAAAUUGAACUACAAUCGUAUUAUCAACUGACAAAAUUUAAUUUACAACAAUAUGAUCAAUAUACAAAAAUUCAUACAAUAAAAUUAUUUGAAGCCAAUUAUCGUGAAUUACCGCAAGUACGAAUUGAACGUCUGGUAACAUUACCAGAAAAAUUAAUACGAAAAUUUACUCGUCCAAAUAAACCACAACAAUUUCUUUUGGAUCAUGCCAAUUGUGUUCAACAAGAAAUUAUUAAAUUUGGUCAGUUAAAUCAUUCAUAUUUAAAAAAGUUUUCGAUUAUAUUAGAAGAUCUAUUCUGGAAAAUUCCUGUUUUACGAAAUCGUGUACAAAAACAUCUUAAAGAAGAAAUAACAAUAAAAAUUAUUGAUGAAUAUCAAGCAAAUAUUGAUCGUUAUCGUCAUAUUUCAUCACAUAAAUCACGAACAAGAAUAUACAUCUUGGCAUUUUUAAAUGGUUAUUCACCAAUAGUUGAAAUUGGUAUUAAUGAUUGGUUUCGACAUGGUAAAGAAAUAAAUAAACGUAGUGAAAUAAUAUCAAAUAAAACAUUACAAGAAUAUUGGAUUAAACCAGAACAAUGUGAAGUGUCAGCAAUUAUUAAUAAAGAAGAAUACGAGAACACCCAUCUAUUAAAACUCAUACCACCGGAUAGUCAAAAACUAGAAAUUAUGCGCUUUAGAACAAGACCAAGACAAAACAUUGAAUUGCCAUUACAAGUUUAUUGCUUUAUGUCCGUAUUACAACGACAAGUAUCAAUUCGAAUUGAAUUAAUUGUCUCCAGUUUUUUUAACCGUAAUUUGUUAUCAAAAGUUAUUGAUGUUGCAACAUCAUCAAAAGACGACAAUAGCGAUGAUUAUUGUCCAUGUCAAGAUAUUCAGAUACGUUUCCCGAUGCCUGAUUCAUGGGUAUACAUGUUUCGAGUUGAAAAACGAUUUCGCUACGGUGCAAUUCAUAGUGUUCGACGAAAAGCAGGCAAAAUCAAGGGUCUUGAUCGAUUCAUGGUACAUCGCGGUGAUUCUACGCCUGUUUUUAUGGCCACAACAAGUGGCACUGCAAAAUAUGAGCAAGCAUUUCGUUCAAUUGUUUGGCGAAUCGAUCAAUUACCAAAGAAAGAUCAGGGAGCUUAUAAAACACAUGCAUUUCAAUGCAAUUUAUCCAUACCGACAUUCGAUCCAAUUCCUGAAAAAUAUGAGCCGAAUGCUGAAGUUGAAUAUUCAAUGGCUCAAGCAUUUGUUUCACAAUGUCAAAUCCGUUCUGUUGCCGUGCCAAAUGCUGAAGAGCCGCCAGAGAAAUGGGUCCGAUCAAAGACGAAAUUUUCUUAUACAGUAGAAAUCGAAUAUGCAUUUAAAGAUGAAGAAGUAAAAGAAUUUUUACCUGUUGAAAUUGAAAUGAAAGAACAAUCGAUGUCACAGAGUGAAAAUGAAAAUAACUCUGAAACCGAUACUCGUGGAACAACAGCAUCAUCCAUAAUUCAUGGCGGAAGAAGUACAAGUGCAUCGAUUCGUGCAAGCGGUGAUGAUGCAUCUACCUCUUCUUUCGAUACUAGUUCAUUUACAACAGCCAACAAUUCAACAUUACCAUUAGAAAAAUCGUAUUAUCACAUGUUAUUAGCUGGCAAAGUUCAAAUUCAAACAUUGGUUGAUCAAUGGAUAGAAUUAUAUCAAGGCGAAAGAGAUCAAGCACUGAUUGAGUUAAUGCAAUUUUUUCUCGAUAGCAGUGGUUGUAAAGGACGAUUAACACCACAAAUGUAUUUAAAAAUGGAACAUGUCGAUAUGCUACGAGCAAUGACCGAACAUUUUGAAGAAGAUUCAUCUGAAUAUCCAAUAGUAAUGUCUGGUUUACAAUUUAAAAAAUUUCGUUUGUCUUUUUGUGAAUUUGUUACUAUGUUAAUAAAACAAUGUUCCUAUACAAUUAUUUAUGAUCAAUAUAUGAUUGAUAAUUUGGUAACACUAUUAACAGCAUUAUCGGAUUCUGCAGUACGAGCUUUUCGACAUACAGGAACAUUAGCUGUAUUGAAAGUGAUGACAGCACUAGUAGAUAUUGCUUUAACGAUAAGUAUUCAAAAAGACAGUUGUCAACGACAAUAUGAAUCGGAACGACAAAAAUCAACUGUAAGACGUGCAGCCGAUCGUAUGGAGAAUUUAAUGGCUAAACGAAAAGAGGUAAUUAAACAGUAUAAAAGACUAUUACGUUUUUUUAAGGUGUUUGAUUCAAAACAAAUAGAGAGCUCUGUUUUUUCCAUCAUGCACAUUUUACUGCAACUUCUGACGUAGAACGCCUUUUGAAAAGGCAUAUGGCCGUAUUUUCAAAUGGUGUUUCUCAUAAGUAUUUAAGGACCCCCCUCAAGAAUGGUGAUUUUCGGUCAAAAGAUCGGUUUU
Messenger RNA from Didymodactylos carnosus, 4428 nucleotides. The record is from the annotation of a GenBank genome assembly. NCBI's taxonomy places the organism in Eukaryota, Metazoa, Rotifera, Eurotatoria, Philodinida, Philodinidae.